AUGUCCGCAAUAGACACGACCCCGGUCCAAGGGCCCGUUCAGACACCACAAGCACCACAAUUCGACGAGGAUCCAGAAUUCGUUGACGCUGUCGAGGAGGAAUUGCCUACAGAGAGUCAUGCCCUUGCCAACGCUGACCAUGAGGAGAAAGGUGCUGCCCAGAUAAACCAUGGCCAAACUGAAGUAAGAGAUUUAGGGUGGAAUGAGGAAGCUGUUGAUCUUCCAACUCCUCUUGUCGGAGGACUACCCAAUGAAGAGCUCUGGACCCUGGUUAGACGUUUCAAUAAGCAAAUGUACCAUGUCAAAUCCCUGCCGGAACCACCAAUCGGCGGACUCGAUCUUAACAUUGCGGACGAGGAAGAGUUCUCCCCAGAUAAACUACGGGCAAAUAUCGAGCGACUUUAUAUGACCGUUAUUGUCGGACUUGUCGGAUUCUGGAAUCAUAUUGCACGACUGAGAUCAUGGCGAGAACGAAACCGAACAAUUGCAUUCGCAGCAGUCUAUUUUACAGCCUGGGCUAUCGAUUUUUUAGUACCGAUGAUUGUCAGCUUUGUUAUAGUCCUGAUAGUGUACCCUCCAGCAAGGACUUACUGCUUCCCGCCUGCACCAAUCGCUUUGAUCGAUUCGAAAACCGGAGGAAUCAAGAAGCCUACUGCAGGCGUUCUGGGAAGUGACAACAGCUUGACAGGAGCGCCCGAAAAGCAUGAAGGAGAAGCGGUUGAACAAGAAGCGAGUAAUUUCGUCAAUGGUUUUACCUCAAUUGCACUCAGCAGUGCCGCUGGAAAACACCCUCAAGGAGACCCGCAUGGUGAAGAAGAGGGCGCAAGUAGUCUAGAAGACAGUGCACCAGACCCUACGAAUAUGGCUAUGCAUGCGGCAGAUGCUAAGGACAAAAGCUCGGGUGGAAAUCCGAAUGCAAAGCACGACAAAACCAAAGAGCCAAUGUCAGCUGCCAUGUGGUCAAAAACAAGGCCAGUCAUGCACGCCAUUGCUGAUAUCUCAGAUGGGUGGGAGCGAUUUGCCAACGCUUUGUCUGCAACUGCACCAUUUCCAAAAGAAGCGCCUAGAGUCAAACUGGCUGCAUGUCUUGCUCCUGUACUCCUAGCAUCGAUCUUCACUAGCUCCUACAUGUUCACCAAAAUGAAUGGCCUUUUCAUCGGCUUUGGCUUCUUCGCCGAUCCUUUGAUUUGGAGAGGGCUGUCUUACUUGAACAGAGAAUUUCCCAACUGGCAGAAACUCCUCGAAAUCAGAAAUACUCUUCUCAAGGGUGUCCCGACAAAUGCUCAACUCACAAUUACCUUACUCAGAAUCGGCGAGGCGAACAAAGCACCUCUACCUCCACCACCAUACUCUGGCCCGCCACCACCAGAUGCUGCGCAUGCCACUGCGGGCCAGGAUCUCGAACAUUUAGAAGGCGUAUCCGACCGUGAGAUGGCUGAUGCUGUUCAUCCUGAUACUGCAGUAACAACCGGCGCAGAUGCAGCGGCACCGAAGCCCAAGAGGAAGACUGGUCACCGCAUCGUUGCAGCCAUGAAGCAUGCUACAAAAGGCGGCGUCGAGACUAUCCUUGGAACCGAUCGCUUGAAAGCAGCAGCAGGAGGAGAACACGCAAAGAAUCGUUUAGGGGUUUUGCAAACAGAUUCUAUCGACAAAUCCGCCGGACCUAUUCAAUUCUCGGCUCGAUAUAAGGGUAAGAAAGGCCACGCAUAUAUCACAACGAUGGCGACUAGCCCAGCGUUGAGUUGGACAACUCAGAAAGAAGAUAUUGAUCCCGUGUUCACAAUUGCAAUUGCUGAUAUAAAAGAAAUCAAGAAAGUUGGCGGGCUAGGCUGGAAGACAAAACUGGUCGUUGGUUGGGCGACAGCACGGGAGAUCGCAGACGGCUUACUCAUCGUCGAGAAAGAUGGGAAUACGAAACAACUCACUGCCAUUGCGCUCCGCGAGGAAAUGUUCAAUAGACUGGUGGCGAUGGGUACUCAAAUGUGGGAAGCUUGGUAA
Lachnellula hyalina is the source of this 1998-nucleotide messenger RNA. RefSeq lists its product as uncharacterized. NCBI's taxonomy places the organism in Eukaryota, Fungi, Ascomycota, Leotiomycetes, Helotiales, Lachnaceae. Bases 1 to 1998 code for a protein of 665 amino acids. The transcript is spliced from 4 exons. The record is from RefSeq and is a predicted model, not a curated record.